Molecule: messenger RNA, 282 nt
Organism: Trichosporon asahii var. asahii CBS 2479
Lineage: Eukaryota; Fungi; Basidiomycota; Tremellomycetes; Trichosporonales; Trichosporonaceae
Exons: 1
Coding region: 1-282 (93 amino acids)
Source: RefSeq, a predicted model, not a curated record
AUGAGUAGAAUCAGCCCUACCCCCAGCACGGGGGCCACGACCGCGGGUACUAUGACACCAGCGUCGGGAGAAGAGUCCUUGUCUCCUCUUGGCGCUGCCGCCCCCGCUGACGAUGACGAUGGAGCAGGUGAAAGUGGCACACGCGACGACGAAGAUGGAGAGGAUGAGGGGGAGGAAGAGGAGGAGGACACCCGCGAGAAAGAUGAUGACUGCGACGAGAAUGAAGAGGAAGUGGAAAGGGAAGAAGACGAUGCCAAAAGCGAGGAUGUGAAUGAAGAUUGA